Messenger RNA from Triticum aestivum (bread wheat), 428 nucleotides. RefSeq lists its product as uncharacterized. The coding region runs from base 13 to 336 and encodes 107 amino acids. Lineage: Eukaryota; Viridiplantae; Streptophyta; Magnoliopsida; Poales; Poaceae. The record is from RefSeq and is a predicted model, not a curated record. The transcript has 2 exons.
CAAAGUAUAGGCAUGGUCAUAGGAGCGUGGUGGGCAAUGAAGAAAAGCUUAUUAGUGAAGCUGGGUGUGUAUCUGCUGGUCAUCGUCAUGGCUAAUUGCGCUCGGGAUAUCCCUGACUCUGUUGUCAAGAACCCUCCCGUAUACACCUGCGAAGACAUCAGUGAGACGUGGCGCGGGGGGCUGUGCGCCAAGCACGGCACCUGUAACAAGCCGUGCCAGGCGGAAGGGUACGACUCGGGCUUCUGUGCCCCCUUCCCCUUCCUGACCACCUGCUGCUGCAAGAAGAACUGUAUCGAUGCUCUGCAGCCACGCAGGAGCAGCUUUUUGUGCGGAUAAUAGUCUACCUUAUUAUUAACUAUGAGUGUACAUGCCAUGUACUAGUAUGGAUGCAUGCAUUGUUGGUGAAAUAAAUAAAUCUCGUUUCGACC